Trematomus bernacchii (emerald rockcod) is the source of this 5066-nucleotide messenger RNA. It is a transcript of the gene ubp1, whose product is annotated as upstream binding protein 1. Gene Ontology annotation, molecular function: RNA polymerase II cis-regulatory region sequence-specific DNA binding; DNA-binding transcription activator activity, RNA polymerase II-specific. Gene Ontology annotation, biological process: regulation of transcription by RNA polymerase II. The record is from RefSeq and is a predicted model, not a curated record. Gene Ontology annotation, cellular component: nucleus. The coding region runs from base 1209 to 2894 and encodes 561 amino acids. The transcript has 17 exons. Lineage: Eukaryota; Metazoa; Chordata; Actinopteri; Perciformes; Nototheniidae.
CAGAGACUUAACCGACGGCCAGGGUCCGACCGGGGGAUAAUUAUUGACUAGACAAUAAACCUGAUGCAUGCAUGCAACAGACUUCUGAGGAGCAGAUUAUUCAACGAGGACAUGAGACAUACAUGAGCUGCUGUCUGGACCUCCUCGGCACCGGGCUGAGUGUUUAUUUGGAGUGAAACAACAGCUGUUUGUGGGACAGACACGAUGUUGUUCUGGCAGCAAUACACUGAAAACUUCCGAGCCCCAGUGCAGAGACUCGACGGCAGCAGCUACACACGAGCGCAAGUACAGUUGGACACAAUGACGGAAGUUUGGAGGCCGCUGAUUGGCUAACCCCCAUGCGCUGGGCACAGACUGCGGCCUCUGAUUGGCUGUUGGCAUCCUUCCUGAAGCUGUCGGUGGCAGCGCUGCAGGCUUCACAGAGCGAAUGUCCGUAUGCUGAGGGGAGCCAUGUUGAUGCCUGGUUUUGUGUCAAUCGCUGCACUUUGGAUGGUUAAAGGACUGCGUCUCAAGAAGCGGGAGCCUUAGCGGUUGUUCCUGCACCGCGAUGAGAAGAGGAGAGCGGGUUGGGAUGGUACAGGGAGCGCCAGAGGAGAGCUGCUCUUCCUAGGAUCACCGGACAUCAACGGUCGAUUCAAAGCAAGUGAAGUUGAUGCUAGUUAGCCUGGUAGCUAGGUAGCAACAGCUGUGCGGACGCUGCGUGGGAUGCGGCGUGUGGACUAAACACACAAUUAUCCUCUGCCUGUUGCAUUGUGUUGGGCAAACCAUAAUUAGCCUGCUUUAAGACUUUAGCGUAACAGCGGGGCUGCUGGAUUCAUGCUAGCUUGCUUUAGUUACCAUUGUAGAGCUCGCUAGCUGUUAGCUAACGUUAGCAUGCUGACAACCAGCUCGCAUCUUCAGUCACGACUAACAUUCGCUAGCUGAGUGAACUCUAACUUAUUGUUACUUUCAGACGGUCGUGGAGCACCGUGUUUUGUGACAAAAGAGGAAAAAAAUAACCCGAGUGGAGAUAUGGCGAUACACCCAGUCUCUGUGGAAAGCUACCGCCUGCCCAGCCUGCCAAGGAGCGGCUAACGGGCUAGCAGCAUAACUUUCCUCUCACGGUGUCCCUGCAGCUGCACAGCCAGCUUCUUCGCUAGCCGACCUCUCGUACCUGAAGCAAGCUGGCGUCCCUCCGAGUAGAAGCCGAGGACAAGGAGCUGGGGCCGAUGGCCUGGGUGCUGAAGAUGGACGACGCAUCCAUCGAGUCGGGGCUGGUGCACGACUUCGAUGCCAGCCUGUCCGGCAUCGGGCAGGAGCUGGGGGCUGGAGCCUACAGCAUGAGCGAUGUGCUGGCUCUGCCCAUCUUCAAGCAGGAGGACUCCAGCCUUCCUCCUGAAAGUGAGACCAAAAACCCCCCAUUCCAGUAUGUGCUGUGCGCCGCCACCUCGCCUGCCAUCAAGCUGCACGACGAGACGCUCACAUACCUGAACCAAGGCCAGUCUUACGAGGUGCGUAUGUUGGACAACAGGAAGCAGGACGAGUUACCUGAGAUCAACAACAAGAUGGUGAAGAGCAUAGUGCGGGUGGUGUUUCAUGACCGCCGGCUGCAGUACACCGAGCACCAGCAACUGGAGGGCUGGAAGUGGAAUCGUCCUGGCGACCGUCUCCUUGACAUCGAUAUCCCCAUGUCAGUGGGCAUUGUGGAGCCGAAGACUCACCCCUCGCAGCUCAACGCAGCAGAGUUCCUGUGGGACUUGAACAAGAGAGCUUCUGUUUUUGUGCAGGUGCACUGCAUCAGCACAGAGUUCACUCCCAGGAAGCACGGGGGAGAGAAAGGCGUCCCCUUCAGGAUCCAGUUUGACACGUUCGCCCAGGGAGAGGGGGGAGAGUACAUAGAGCACCUCCACUCUGCCUCCUGCCAAAUCAAAGUCUUUAAGCCAAAGGGGGCGGACCGUAAGCAAAAGACGGACAGGGAGAAGAUGGAGAAACGCUCACCCCAUGAGAAGGAGAAGUACCAGUCUUCUUAUGAUACCACUAUCCUGUCAGAGACGAGGCUUGAGCCCAUCAUAGAGGAUGCGGGUGACCACGAGCUGAAAAAGUCCAGCAAGCGGACACUUCCCGCUGACUGUGGCGACUCCUUGGCCAAGAGAGGCAGUUGCUCCCCGUGGCCAGACAAUGCCUACGUCAGCCCCAACCAGGCAGCUACUCCCUCCUUCACCUCCACCCCACUGUCCACCUACACAACGUCCUCAGUACCAGACAGUUUCUUGUGUUCUAGUGAAUCGUCCUCACCCAAUCACCAGGCAGACCCUGGUAGCCAUGGCAACUCGGAGGUUAUUCUCCACCCUACUCAACUGUUUGAAUUGGUGGAAAAGCAGUUGAGCCCCACCGCCUCCAUACAGGACGCACAGAAGUGGCUGCUGAAAAAUCGCUUCAACUCCUACACACGGCUCUUCUCACACUUCUCAGGUUCUGAUUUGUUGAAGCUAACCCGGGACGACCUGGUCCAGAUUUGUGGGCCAGCAGAUGGGAUCAGACUCUUCAAUGCACUUAAAUCCAGGUCAGUGCGUCCCAGGUUGACAGUGUACGUCUGUCAGGAGUCCCUCCAGGAGAGCCCCCUGCUGGAGAGACAUGCAACCAAUGAAAAUGGAGAUCACAGCAUUUCCUCUAGUUUACACGUUUAUCAUGCUCUGUAUCUAGAGGAGCUCACUGCUGCAGAACUGAUCCGCAAGAUGGCGUGUGUGUGCAGCCUUCCACUGGGAACCAUCAACCAGGUGUACAGACAGGGUCCUACAGGCAUACACAUCCUGCUCAGUGACCAGAUGGUUUACAACUUGCCUGACGAAAGCUGUUUUUUGAUCAGCACUGUCAAAGAUGAAUUGGGCGAAGGACUCCAUCUAAUCCUGAAGUAGUGGAGAGGACAGAUGGCAUCACUAAUACUCCACCCUCUGUUUUGGAGCAGAAGUCUCCCUCUGUCCCUCUCUGCCUGCCUCUACUCUUUCCUCGUACUUCCUCCCGGUCUCUCCAAACAAUCGCUCGUUGGGAAGCAGACUGCGCUUAAAGCCAUGUAAAUGUUAGAAUCUGACAUGGGUGUGUCCACUGUUUCAUAUUGAAAACACUAUUAACUGAGGAGAUUAGUUAAGACGAGAGACUGGGGGGGAUACAGGGUGAGGGGGGUGAUAAUGAUGUAUGUAUUUUGAUUUUAUUAUUUUAUUUUUUGUCUUUUUAUAUGGUUUCUGCGGGCUAAAGGGAGGGGGGGCUUCAGCAGAGAGGGGAGAGACGUUCUGGCUGGCGGGAGAAGGAAAGAAAGCAGAGUUUCCUUAUUGCUCGUUGCCCCUCUUGCACAACGCGCACAACCAGCACUAGGCCAGUAUUUGAUAACCUGUACUGCUGAACAGCAUGCAAUCUCAAUGUACUAACCUGCUUUAAUGAGAAUCCCAAAAUCUGCUUGUUUAACAUUCUCCACGGGGUUGUCUUAAUAAACAAUUUAUUGAUCAGCUGAGCUUGGGAACCCCUGAAAUAUUGGCGUCACCUGUGGACGUUGACACAACUUAUUUUUUUGUCAUGUUUCUUGGACUUUGUCAUAUGGAUAAACUCUUGUCACAUAGAGUAAUCCUUUUGUGAUUUUAGACCUCCAGCCAUAUCUCUGUGUUGACGUCACACUCAGCUCGACUCUCUUCAUGUACGUCCAGCUCGGCCUGCGCUUUUACUGUUUUUAGUUGAUGCUUUAUUUAUGGAUCCGGUGCCAUAUUGGCUUUUUUUUUAGCUCUACCUUUUGCUCACUUUCACAAACACAGUGCAGGUGCACCUCGUCUCGUCUGCUUUCUGUGCUGACUUUAAAAACACUGGUUAGGAGGAGUGCGGGUAACGCCUUUUGGGAUUUUGGCCAUAAUAUGCUGAAAAAAAGUAACACACUUUUUUUUUUUUUAUAGAAGAUUGACAUGUGGAGCAUUAACACCAAUCCAACAACUUCUAUAAUGUGGACCAAACGGGUUUCAGAUUUGUAGUCAUGUAGUUAUUUUGAAAAGCCUCAUUGGCUCUGUACAUCCUGGUCAUCAGAGGCUCUUUUGUAUUCAUAGUAAUAAACCCUCCAUUUGAGGGUCUGCUUAGCGAGAAACAACCCACCACAGCAGGCUGGUAGAAAUGUAUCACAGCCGCCGCAGCCUGGUUUUUUGGUCUUAUCUUGUAGACUAGAAAAUCAUGGCAGCUACACGUCCUUUACAAAUCCUAAAAAAGUGUUUUCAAAUGUAGCUGCACACAGAAAGUACAAGUCACGCGUGCCCUUCGUGACAUUACAUUUCACACAGGUCCUCCUAGUCGCCGUUGGUUUAGUUGACCCCUUUUUAAUUUUGGUACAGUCGCCGGCCGUGUUGGAAGUUCAUACCGUUUGCACGCCUCUUAGUGUCAGAAUGUGCGUGUCUGCAUGUGUAUCAUUUUUUUCGUUCUUGCAAAGAUAACUGAAUUAUGUCGGUAGUUGUCAUAAACUUUUUCCAGUUGGUAUGAUGAAACUGUGUUUAGCUUGCUGUUUAGUAAAAGAGCAUGUUGAAGACGGGGAAAGGAGGGUGGGAGGGAUAAUUCGGUCCUUGUUGAGUGGAACACCUCCUUGUUUUUCCAUAUGUUAGAGACCAAGUCUGCACUGAGAAAUUAAUAAACUCAAGCUCGAUGUGUAGUCAGUAGUCCAACAGCCACACCCGUUUCUUACCUGCCUAUAAGAAGGAGAACAAAAAAAAGAAGAAUGUCAAGCAUCUGUGUUUUUGUCUAACCGUGCGCCAGAGCCAGGACUGUAGCUCUUGUGGUGUUUACAAGGACACAAGUACCACAGCACAGUAAACUGUGUUCAGAAACAGAGCAGAUGUGAUACCAAGUCAGGAAAGACUCUGGUGAGCAGUUUUGGUCCCCUUAAGUCCUGACCAGUCGUCUGUCUGUCUGUGUGUGUGACUGAGUGUGUGUGAGAGUGAGCAGGAGAGGUGACCACUGUUCAUGUACAGCCUAAUGUCAAUGAUGAUGCUUCUCAUGUGCACAGUAUCGUAUGCUGGAGAUGUACACAACCACAUGUGCUGGGAAUAAAUGAUUUCAUAACUUUC